AUGUCUAUGAAGCCACUUAUGCUGCACAUACUUCAGGUUGAUCUUUCAAGACGGCCGAUCCGUGACGUGGAGUUUUCCAAGGGAACUUACGGUCGUGACGGACUCCGUGAUAUCAAAUUGUCCAUAACAGUGAAGCUGAAUAUUGACAGCCAUUUUCAGUCCGCACAAUUGAAGGGCUUCAUUGGCCUUAUUCUCAAAUGCGUCUUUGUAAUUGUUCUUUCAGAUGAACGACUUUUCAGAGCCCACCUGACUUCGGUGUUAUCUUUCAUUUCAUUCGCGUCGUGGCUGGAGAUGUUCAUCAAGGAUCUGAUCUUCCUCAAGGCCAUGGUUACUUCACGAGGCCUUUUAACACUACCAUCAUAA
Somion occarium is the source of this 363-nucleotide messenger RNA. Lineage: Eukaryota; Fungi; Basidiomycota; Agaricomycetes; Polyporales; Cerrenaceae. The record is from the annotation of a GenBank genome assembly.